Molecule: messenger RNA, 324 nt
Organism: Aspergillus bombycis
Lineage: Eukaryota; Fungi; Ascomycota; Eurotiomycetes; Eurotiales; Aspergillaceae
Product: arylalkylamine N-acetyltransferase
Exons: 2
Coding region: 1-324 (107 amino acids)
Cellular component (GO): cytoplasm
Molecular function (GO): aralkylamine N-acetyltransferase activity
Source: RefSeq, a predicted model, not a curated record
AUGCCCAGUGACUGGCAAUCUCGCUCCCCCCACGACCCUGUCAUAAUAGACGGAGAGGUCAUUGGCAAUGAUCCGCGCGGUACCAAUAUCGCCGUUCAUUCUGUUGCAGUUCUACCUGAGUAUCAAGGGACAGGAGUGGGAAAUUAUCUUGUUAAGGAGUAUGUGGAGUAUAUCAGGAAUGCGGACAUAGAGGCAGAUCGAAUUGUGUUGAUCUGUCAUGAUUAUCUGGUCCGGUUCUAUGAGCGUGCGGGAUUUAAGAACCAGGGGCCGAGUCUGUGUCAGUUUGCCGGUGGGGGGUGGUUUGAUAUGGCGUUGGAGAUUUAA